Messenger RNA from Anopheles aquasalis, 2458 nucleotides. Its product is annotated as activating signal cointegrator 1 complex subunit 2. Gene Ontology annotation, biological process: regulation of DNA-templated transcription. The record is from RefSeq and is a predicted model, not a curated record. Gene Ontology annotation, molecular function: ubiquitin binding. Lineage: Eukaryota; Metazoa; Arthropoda; Insecta; Diptera; Culicidae.
UGUUUGACCGACAAUAUCCCUCCUGUAUUUCCUUUUCAUAAUGCACGCUAGCUGGAACAACGGCCGAGAUUAACUCAUUUAUGUAUUGGAUAGCUCAGCAUCGUGCAAUGGAAUGUCGAAUUCGCUGGUCGUGUCGUGUUCUUAUACAAUUUGCGAGGCAGAACCAAACCGGCAGGAGUGGGUGUGGGAUCUGUGAGCAACGAGUCGAGCGUCUCACUCUCAAGAGAGCUGGGGGAUAAGAUAAGGAAUCGCAAAAUGCACAAUGACGCGCACUUGUAACCGAUACGCUUUAAAGCAAGCACUUGGCCUCUUACACUAAGCCUCACUAGUCGUAAGGCUGUUGAUUUUUCUUCUCGUUUUGUUUUAAAUUAGACAGACUAAGCGAUCCAAUGUGGUGUAUGAAACAAAAAAAAAGAAGGGAUGCUUGGUUUUGGUUCCGACUGAGGAUGAUGUUCGAUACUUCACCAAAUAUACCAGCAUGCCGACAUUUCAAAGCCCAGUCGAGGGGCAGCUAUCUUAUGCUAUGUGGCUCAGCGAAACAAAAUGGUUCAUUAAGGACAUGCGGGAGUUAUUGCUGCUGAAACAUGAUAGAUUUUGGCAUACCUUCAUGAACAAUGAGAUGGCCAUGGAAAGUGUAUUAUCGUUUAUGCAAAAUGCAAUACCUAUGUAUCUAACGUACAAGUUGAACUCUUUGGAAAACAAAGAGAUAGCCAAACUGUACUCGCUGGCUCACAAGACCGUUUACCAGAUCAUCUGCCGCUUAACUACGCCUCAGAAGAACAGACAUGAUUCGAUGGAUCGCCAGUUGUUUGCAAACAUGAUUUACGACCAUUUUACGGUGUCAAUGCCACUUAUCUUUGAUUUUAUUUUUAUCUAUGGUCGCGGUAAUGAAAAGGUAUCAUCGAUCGUGGAAUCCAUUGUAAAAUUGCAGCCAAAAUAUGAGGUGGACCUGAAAAUGGGCCUCCAGUAUCUCAUAAAUGUGUUUGCUUCGAUUCAAGCACGUUGCGAAUCGGAAAUACGUAAUCAAAAUUUGUCAGAAAGUGUUUUGAUAGAUUUGGUCCUCUACGCUCUUGAUUGCAGUUACAACUUAGGCUCGUUAGUAGGGGUAUCUGCUGUUAUGCGGAAUAUGUGCUGCGAUGUAAGCAUGGAGUAUCCGAUAAGCAACUUUUACGAAAACGUCGUUGUUGCUCUGUAUGCUUGCAUCCAGUCAGAGAAUGAAAAUUCGGAAUACUUAACACGUCUCAAUGACUCGCGCAUUGAGCUUCUCCAUGCAUUCCGAUCGAUCAUCCACGUCCAUUUGGAUAAAAUUCUACAAGAUCCUGAAAAUAGUCUUCUUUCGGCGGACAAAUUCCUGGGGAUUUUAACCGAGUGCUUGGCAAAUAAUGUGUUUGUAAAUGACUACAAGAAUCAGUAUCCAAUAGACGUUGAUUUUGAAAUAUUAGAGCAGGCGUACAGCUCGGUGGACAAAAUUGAGUUAGAUUUCAUCCGGAACGCGUACACGGCUUCUACCGACGAAGAAGGAAAUGGCCAGAAGAACAAUCGUCGCAGCCAGCCUCUGGAAAAAGCAAUUCAUACAUCAGACUCAAAUGAAACACAGAACUGCAGAAACGAAGCAGAGAAGGCUCAUGAGGUACAAAGUAGUGUACAAUACGUGCUGGAUAUUCUACCGCAUCUGGAUCCAGAUUAUGUACGAGGAGUAAUUGAACACUUUGACUGCGUUGAGAAGGCAUUAGCUGUUUUAUUAGAAGGCAAUGAAGAUACACAGCUCAUUAACGACUCCAAGAAAGAUACAAAUGGUGAAAUCGUACCGGAAGAUCCCUUGGAUUCGUUUUACCUGCAAACUGGGAUUGAUAGACUGAACAUCUACGAUGGUGACGAGUUUGAUGUGAUGAGCAAAAGCAAUGUAAAAGGAACGAUCAAGAAGGGCAAAGGUAUGCCUGGCAAUCCAAAGUCGUUCAGAGAACUCAUGGACGAUAAACGCCACGUGAACGAAAUGCGCCAUGUCUACAGCCAGUACAGUACUCUAGUUGAUAUGGACGACGAUGAGUAUGAUGAUACGUUCGAGGCAAUGGCCGAAAGUGAAUCCCGACACAUAAAAUUGGCUAAAGGGGCUAAAAAUUUAGUCAUCGAAGAAUCGGACAAUGACGAUGAAGCCGAUACCGAGGAUAGUGAAACUGAGUCGGAACCAAACAAAAGGGCUGGAUUUGAUUUUUGUGAAAACCCUGAAAUAGCAAGAAAGCGAUACGAGGAGCGACUCAACUCCAAGGGUGUUAAAGCACAUGCACCAAGAGAGGCUGCCGACGUUCGAGGCAAUCCAAAAGGCCAAGGGCAAGAUUCCAAAGUGUUGCAAAAUAGAAAAAAUAAGAAUGAACAUAAGGCAUCUCAAGGCAACCACAAUAGAAAACGUGGAGCAACGUUUAAAAGGAGCCGCGGCAUGGUUCCUUCCUGAAGAUUCAAU